GUGCUAUUUCGCUGCCUGGUGGGCGAAAAGCUAUCUUCUGUGUCCGUACGCACAAGGGGCAUGUAUUGUUCGCCAGAGUGUACUAAGCAAGUCUGUCUGUCUGUCUGUCUGCCAUGAUUGAUCGUGGACAUGCAAUGCAUCGCAACCAACAUAUCCUAUUCCAUCACACCGACCAAAUGCCCGGCGAACAGCGAUCCACACAACAAAGAUGGGACAAAUAAAAACACGUAUACAUGCGAAUGUCGAGACCGGUGUCUCUCCAAGUCCUGCCUAUCGCUCGGUCACCCAUGCCCUUCUCGAUGUCGCUUCAUCCUUUUCGUCCUUGUCCGCCGCAUCAGCCGACAGCGGCAGCUCCUCGAGCCCCAGGGACUUCCUUAGUUGCCUAAUGUCCUCACUGGCAGCGGACGAUGGUGCCGAUGAAGGGAAUGAAGGGGGAGGAGGCCUCACUGGCCUCAGAGCAAGCUGCGGACGGGGAGGGGGCGGGGGCAAAGAGGGCGGCCCCGGUGGUAGGGCCCUUGGCUCUUGGACUGGUAGGGGUGGGCCGGGCGCUGCCACUGGUGGCUGAGGAGAAGGCUGUUGAGGCUCUGUCUCGUCGACAUGCCGUUGGUCUUGUUCCUGUAGCGGCUGAGCAGCUUCAGCCUCUGGCACUGGCAUUGGUGGUGUCUCGUCCACAUGUUGCUGCUCUUGUUCCUGGCCUUGUUCUUGCUCUUGGUCCUCCUCUUCUUGUUGGUCGGCUGUUGGCUUAUCGUCGGGUGUGUGUGUCUCCUGCGGUUGGCCCUGGAGUACGGGCAUGGGGGGCGGGUUAGGGAGAGGGGGAAGCAAGGCCAGGGGCGGAAAGGGGGGCAAAGGUGGGAGAGACGGCAGCGGGGGAAAGGGGAGCAGUCCACCCAUCGGCAAGGGAGGGGCCUCGCCUGGCGGUGGAGGAGCUGCUGACGGGGCUACCGGUGGCGGGGGAGGUGCUGGCACCUCUCGCAUGCCGCCCUUGUCUGUCCGUCUUGGUUCAAAGCGGCUUUCCUCUCUAGGGCGGAAUAAUGCCGUAAUCAGCUUGCCGAAUGGCGACUCCCCCUUCUUGCUCUCGCCCAGUGGGGACUCUCUUCUACCCAGCUCGAUGCGCCGCGCCUACCAGCACGGAGACAAGAUUCACUGUGCAUGCAGUCACAUGAGCGCAUCGUUUUCAACAACUCACCACGAAGUCUCCACGCUUGUGCUGGCGCCUCAGUUCGAAGCGCUUGAUCUCUGCUACAGUGACGAGUAUGGCGCGAAGGACAUCGAGGACCAAAGAGACAAGACAAAACCCGACCACACUCGCGUACAGCCUGAUGAUGCAUGCAGUGGAAAGACAAAAAUGAGACGCGAAGAAUGCAACGUGCAAGAGAUAUGUUGACCAUGAUGACUCUUCCUCAGUGCUGAAUUUGGUGCCGUAUGUGAGCACAAUCACGGUGGCCGCCGUCAUGAAAGUCGUGGAUGCGAUAUACGGAAGCAACACAACGAUAGAGUACACCUGAGGCCAAACAGCGCAGGUGAACAACCGCGCCCCCGUCCCCUUUCACGCACUCACCGUGGAGGGCACAGGUUUCCUGGUGGCGGCCAUGCGUGUCAGUUCUUCCAUCUGCAGCCGCUGGUGCUCCUUUUGCACCCUGUCCAGGUACACGCUCCUCACCCGCCGCACAAAGACGUCAUCCUCUUCGCCGGGUGGGGGCGGGGGAGGGGGCUGCAUGGGCGUCGCUAAGGGUGGCACAGGAAUCUACAUCACACAUAUGGAGAGCAACAGACAUGCCAUCCAUCCAUCGAUCGAUCCAGCAUCUGUCUCACCGUGCCAGCUAUGAAUGGCGCUGUGCCGGUGCUUAUGAAGGCGCUCCCGACUGCCGGCGACAUGCCUCCUCCCCCGUAGUAAAUCGGUGGGCUUGCACUCGACAUCAUCUUCUGCAUUGCCCCCGACCCACCUGGACUGUAUCCGCCGUAGACAGGCGGCAGAGGGGGCGGCAGGGGGCGGAAAAUGGGAGGGAGAGAGGGAGGGCCGACAGGUGGUGGGGAUGGCUGUGCUGGCUGGGAGGGUAUCUCAUCCACAUUGACCAUCCCUGGUAGCGGGGGUGGCGGCAUGCUGUGUGUCUCCUGUGCCUCCCUGUCAUGCACGUCUUUGGACGGCACUGGGGUCGCCAGCCGAUCUUCCUCAGCCACAUGGGGCGUCGUCAAUUCCGCGCUGGGAGGCGCCUCGGCAGACGAUGGUGGCUGCUCGUCAGUGGCUGACUUGUUGGUAUCGUCUUGGCCAGGUGAGGGCAUGGGCAGUGGGGGCAGUGGGGGCAGUGGUGGCCCUCGUGGCCCACCCUCAGGCGCACUUGGCAAUGGAGGCAGUGACGGCGGGCGCCCCAUCGGCCGCAUCGGUGGCGGUGGUGGCGGUGGAGGGGGCAUGCUCCUUGUUGGUGAUGUGGCUCGUGGCGGGGGUGCGAUAGGGGGAAGUGGCCCUAGGCUGGACAUGAGGGAAGGGGAUGCGAUGGAUGGCGGUGGGUGCUUGGGGGGAGGCGGUCUGAAGUCAGGGUGGGAUGGGGGAGGCGAUGGUAAUGUCAGCGACUUCAUCCCUACGCACACAAUACACACGAUGGAAGAACGGGCAAACUGUCGGCCCUCCUUCCUGCAAACGAACCUGCGACAGGGAUUUGCACUCCCUGCAUGACCAGGGGCACAGGUCCGCUGCCGCCCAGCGAUGGCGGCAUCGGCAUCAUGGGCAGAGGGGGCGGUGGGGGGACGGGAGGGCUGCCAGGCUUGCCGGCCUCGCCAACGCCCGAGAACAUCGAUAUGGACGGCUUGAAGUAGUGAAUGACGUCACCGCCGGACGGGGCUUGGCCCCGAUACUUGGGGGCCUUGUGGACGACGGGGUGCGGCCGGCGGGCAAACAUCAACCCAAAACCCACGAAAAUGGGAAAUAUGAGCAGGCCAGACAGAAGGCCUGAGACACAGACAUAUGGAGUGGGGAAGUGGACAACAGAUCAACGUAUGUAUGUCCCCGAGCAGGCGCACCGGGAGUGAAGAAGUCCGAAGCGACGAGCAGCUUUCGGCUGUACAGAACGGCGUUGAAGGCCAUGAUGCCAACCACACACACACCCAGACACACCAACCGCUGAGGGCGGGAAUAAAUCUGACAACCGAAGAAACAGAGAUAUGGGCCGGUGAGUUGAUCAUCGGUUGCAAACACACUGCCAGCAUAGUGCUGCUUUGCUUGCUGGUUGGUUGAUGUGAUGCCAUCCAUGCCCACCUCACCUCUCUGUACAUGAAAGGUGAUAUGAGCACGUGAUCUCGCUUGAUGACGCUCCACAGUGUGUAGAUGAAGAGCCUUGACGGCUCGUUGACAUGCUGGUAGGCAAUGGGGUCUCCGGGCCCCUUCGGACCGGUCACGCCAUCACCUGUCGGGCCAACAACCUCCGUCACGCCCUUCUUGCCCUCGCGCCGGGCACGCCUGAUAGAAACGCAGGAAUGUGUGCAAGUGUCGACGCGUGGCAUGACAAUGAUUUUGUGGCGGCGAGUGUGCGCACUUUUUCUCUUUGUGUUUCUUGCGCCUGUCGACUUGCCAGCCCCAGAAGGUGCACAACGCAUUGGCCAGCAGGACCAAGGCCAGCGACAAUCCCACCGCAAGAUUGGUCGUCUCCAGACCUGCAGCCACACAGGACCUAAGGGAUUGAGACGAAUUUCCCCUUCUGCAGACAUCGCCUGCGCACCAGCGUCGAGCAGCAGCGAUGCAGCGUCGUAGAAAGUCUCAAUGUCGAGCAGCCUGCCGUCGAGGAACAGACCCAUGUCGCUCAGCUGGCUAGUAAGGCAACCCAGUCCGUCAUUGGCAAUGCCCCUGCGAGACCAUGCCCCACCAGCCGUCCCGGGGGCAAACCGAUCCCACACCACACACUGACCUGCACGCAUUCGAGACACACACACAAGGUGAAUGCAACAGAAAGCAUGCCCUCAAAGCAUUAUUUUCACUCACCGGACGAGAAGCUCUUGACAUUUGCGAACACCCGCGUGAAUUGGCUUUCGUUCUUGUCGAGUUCGUUGGUGUUGGCUUUGAGCGGCAGCAUGGUGAUGACGUAUGUGAAGUUGCCGGGGGGGUUGGAGUCGGACCAGUCGUAGAUGUUCUUGGUGUAGGCCACGAAGAUGAAUGAGAAAGCGUUGAGGGGGUUGUCGGGUGUGGGCUCGUCGGGCGUGUCGGGCGGGACGGUGUACUGCUGAGGGAAGAUGAACUGGGGAUGCACCGCUGAGAGAUCGGUCGUCUUGCCUGCAAUGCAUUGCAUUGAGUGUGGCGGAGACGGAAACAUCCACACCAGCAUGUAUGCAUGUCCCUGAGCGCGUGUAUGGGUGUCUGUCUUGCUCGCUGACCGAGUGUGAUGUCGAAUCCCGGCGUCUGGUACUGCAGGGGCAGCUCAUUCGAUAUGAGGUUGGCAAUCAGCUGCUUGGACAGGACGUCUCGCGACACGGCGAUGCGGGUCAUCAGCUGUGACUUGUUCCUCUGCUCGCUAUACAGGGUGUCCGCCAGCACCUUCAAGGUCGCCUCGAACUGAGCACGACGGACGGCCUGCUCAUCGGCCGGCAGAUCCUUGAUCUCAACUUCGAACUUGGCAUACCGCUGCAGCUCCUCCUGUGCCCAGGGAGAUGUCAACGGAUGCGGACACAACACUGGAGGGGGCAGCUCAGAGCCAUGUCAACUCUCUGCUCACCCGUCUCUGUCUGUCCAGCUCGGUCUGCAGCUCCAUGACUUCAUCGAGCAGCGGACCCUCCAGCGACUCGAGGCCAUCAUAGUCUUCCUCACCAGAGUUGGUCAGAUACCCAAUUGUGCGCAUCACCGAGGCCCGCUGUGAUUCCUCUGUGUCGUCUGUCUGCGUCGCAUUCGCUGCUUGCAGUCUCCGUUGCGUGGUGGACCCGAAGAGCCGUCGUCUCGUCGGAACGGCACCCUUGCCGCUCUUGAUAGCCAUCAUCGACCGUGUAGGGACCUUGUACGACGCCAGCAACUGUGUCGCAAGGGCGCUCUGGUUGUGGUGGGCGCCAACAAGGUCCAGGGCAUCCAACACGGCCUGGUUAAGGCCAGCUUCCCUCCAUUUGGGCAGGCUCCAUAUCUCCUCUGUGGCUCUGCUCCUCGCGUAAGAGACGACAUCGGGGUUGCGGGUGUUGACUGUUCGCGUGGCGAACUCGACUUGUUCCGCUGGAUUGGACAAGGGGUUUGCAUUGAGGCCUCCCGUCUGCUCGCCGGGCAGCAGGACGCCGAGGAUGUAGAACGAGAUGGCCGAGAGCGACAUGCCGUCCUCACUAGAUGGGUCGAAGGCGCCGAUGCUGACGCCAGAGUUGACGAGGUUCUCGAGCACGUCCAUGGGUUUGUCCGACCUGAGCCCCUUGUCAGUGACUACAGCCAGGAAGAGGAGCUUCUGCUGCAGCACUUGGGGUGUAUCGGGUGAGUCCCUCGUCCUCUCUGUCAUGAUGUCCAGCAUCUUCUCAAGCAGCGUCUGCGUCUCGGGGUCAAGCUCCUCACCUGGUCCAGGCGGCUCGGGAUCUGAGAGAUGGGAGAGAGACACAUGCAGGACCGAAGCAUGAGACACAAUGCUCUCGUGUGCGCUUGAGGCGAGGCUUCCUCACCGACGAUGCUGAGUGCCGUUUGGAGGGUCUGCACGACAGUCUCGGGGUCCUGCGCCUCUGCCUCAUCGAGCAGGUCGUCCACGGCCCCAGUGACGUUCUCGGGCCGUGUGCUCGAUAUGGAAAGAUACUCAGUGGUCCGGGCACCAAACGGUGUGAACACCUCCACGAACGUAACGAGCGUCCCGUUGCUCCCGGUGCCAACAGGCAGUGAGUUGACCUUGACUUGAGAGACGGGGAGAGGAGCCGUCGUGAUCUUCACGCGCACAAUGUCAACUAUGCCGUCCUGAAAAGAGACACAGAGGAACCGCGCCCUUUCCUUUUCAUGGUGCCGCAUCCAUGUAUCCAUACCGUUUCGAGUUGCGAUAAGUACCCAAAAUCAUACGAGAGGGGCGUGUCAUCAGCCGUCCAGUCAGGGGCGCUUAGCGUCCUCGGCGUUGUGGACGUGGCAGCAAGCGGCGUCACAAUCAGCUGUCCUCCCUUGGGCGGCAGUCCCGCAGUCACGAUCGUCACAUCCGUGUAGCCCUCAGCCAAUCCUACUCGCGUCACGAGGCGGAACUUGUACGUUGUUGAUCCCGACAGGACGUUGGAGUAGAUGACAAGGUUGGGACUGCUGGGAUCGGUCUGAAAUAGCGAUGCAUUGUUGAUGUUGAGGAUGUCUUCCGCCACCUCCACAAACUUGUACCGGUCAACCAGAUACGGGUUGUCGGUGCCCUCGCGCUCCCGGAACUCGUCUGCGUCCCAGUCGGGAUUGAGGUCGUACACAAAGAUCUGCAAACAAGAGACACAUGAAUCCACACCGGUCAAGAGUCUCGUUUGACUGUUUGCCUGGUCACCUUCCAGGAGAAAAGGGGCGGGUUGUUUGGGUCUCUCUCCCCUUCGAUCGUGCCCACGAUGCGUAUGGGGUCGCUGAUGGCAUAUAUCUCCUUAACGUUGGUCACCUGCAGACGCACAUCUGACAGAAGCAAAGCAAACACGAGUGAGUCCACUAAGACAUUGAUGCCAGUAAGGUAAGGUGUCUGUCUCACUGGGAAUGGUUUCUCUCGUGAUGUUGAUGAAGGCAUCUCCCGUCGCCUUGCGGCCAUCUGCGGCAGUGAUGAUGGCGGUGAACUUGUACUCGCCUUCUUUGAACAUGUCCGUCCGCACCAUGAUGACGCCCCUCGUGUAGCUGCAGUAGUUGAGGUUCAGCUCCUCCAGCAAAGGCACGGCGAACUCCACACCUCCAUCCAGCACCUUCCUGUCCUUGUCUGUCUCACAGACCGACAUAUUGGUGAUCCGAGGCAGAUUCCCUCCGUAGCAAGGGAUGCGAUCGGGGUCAUAGCACUGAGGACGUGGGACAAAACAUGAGACACGCCGCGGCAGUACUGCUUCGGUUAUCUCGUCUCACCUCCCAUUCGAACGUGCCGGCGAAUGUCUUGCCCGCUCCUGUUGGGAAGUCGGGGUCCUGUGACUGGCGGGCAUCGAGAAUCAACAGACGGCCGCGGGUCAGCCCACGAGACUCACGACGAUACACCACAAAAAUGGGAGACCUGAGCGAGAGGUGAGUCCACAGGAUGAGAGCACAGCCGUCGUCUUCUCGUGUCGGUCACUCACUCACCUCUGGACUUUGAUUCUGACAGACUUGGUGGUGACCUUUUCUGGCGCGCUAAUGACGAAGACCGACACGGUGAAGUUGUAUGACGUCUCGGGCAUAAGCGUGAAUGGCGGAAUGACCAACGUUCUGGACUGCCUCUUGAUGCUCGGGAAGUUGGCAAAGUUGAGAUUGCCGGUCUUCUCGCCCCACUGGAAGCCGAGCUUGCGAUCGACGCCAGGGCACAUCGACGGAAGAGCUUCAGAGAUGAGACUCACUUGCUGCGUUCUGUUUGCUGUGAUGUCUGUGAGACCCAGGAUGGACACCAUAGGAGCGGGGAAGUCGAGCUUGUUGACAUUGAUGAGUGUGAUGGAAGUCACAUCCCAGAAAGACAGCACCGUCAAGUUGAGGCGGAAAUUGGUCGCCGGCUCCAGCUCGAAGGCACCCAUCUCCACACGGGGACUGUUGCUCGCUGUGUACGAGGCAAGCCGACUCUGAGACAAGAAGAACUCUAAUGCAAUAAUUCUGCUUCUUUCCCUCGUCUUCUGUGCCUGCUGACCUUGAACAGAUCGAUCAACGUCUGGUUGAACACCCGAUCGGGCCUGUUGUUCAAAUCACUGUAGCCCAGAAGGCUCCAAAAGUACUUAGGCCGGCCGCCAACAUUGAACGUGUCGGCAGCAUCCAGCUCCAUCGGCGAACACUCAUCCAGCUCUGUCGAGCCCGACAAGACGAUAGAUGGCGGAAGCAGGGGGUCGGGAUAGCCGACAAGGAUGCCUCCAAUGGCGGGCAUCGACCACUCAUCGUUGCGUGGCUGGGUCCAGAUGGUGUAGGGGCGGACAAACAAGUUAUCGUUCACCUGCAAGGCGGCCAACAGAGGAGGGUGUGUGCAUGGAUAUCUUUUUGUUGUUUUCAUCUUGUUGGCCGACCCUGAUAAUGAAGUCAAUGGGAAGUGAAAUGAUGACUUUGGCGUCCGUGGCCCAGUCACAGAUGGCCCCUACCAGCAGGGCAGCUGACUCAUCAUCGAAUAUACGACCACACUCCACCUGGAUAAAGAAGCGCAUACAAUACAUGCAUUCACGGCAGGCCGGUCGAUGUGCGUGUCUCUGUCAAGCACCGGUUCGUUCAUCUGUGUCGAGUAGUCGAUGUAGUCGGGGAUCAGAUCAUCAUCAAUGUCGACAGGUUUGGCGCCACGAAGAGUCGACCUGCCAAAAGAGAAAGACAAGACGUGCAUAUUCCAUGCUGACAUCCUGGAGACCAUUUCCUCCCUCACUGACGUGGAGAAGUCCACAAUGAUGCUCGACGCCUCCAUCAUGAAGACGGCCCGGAUCAGCUCUGGAGGCGGCAGCGUCAGAGGCACACGUGGGUCCCGAUUGUACACCUGUGCCGUGGAUGUCUCGAUCGGCAUGGUGCCGUUGUCUCCCCACAGCUCCUUGGCCUUGGUGCGGAUGUCAACCUGCACGACGGUGGGCUCCGUGGCCCUGAAUGGCUCCUUGCGUGUGGCAAUGAUGGUCUUGUUGAACAUGUGGUCGCUGCACACGCCACCCACGUAGAAGCCCCAGUCGUCCUCGGUGCUCUCGGGGCCGGAGUUGUAGAUGCUGGAGGAAGGGUCGUAGAGGACGUCGUUAUAGGUCUGGGCCACGUCUGCCGAUGUCAGGAGCUUCAUUGGCACAAGCGGGUCGAAUUGCCAGUCGAUGGCCACCGUGUCUGCACACACAGACAAGAACAGACAGCACUGACAGGCCUGUGUGUCCACACACUUGCAGCCAAGCUUAGCGGCGCAGCCGCACUGACCGUCGUCUCGCCUCAAGUAGUUUCCGAGAUAAAGAUACUGCAGCAGCCCACUAUCCCGAGCACCCAUGGCAGUCAGGUCGCCGUAUUUCUCAUUGAAAGUCAACAUUGUCACCCUGAAGUCGACUGUGCGUUCCUCCAGCCCCACGUGAUUGCGCAUGUCAUAAAACAGGAGACGGUCAGUGAGAGGCGCAUUCAGGCCUACACGCCAUGCACACAUCAAGAGACACAAGCCCGCAUAUACUAGAAUCAAUCACCGCUGUGCUCAUUCAUUCGUGGCCCGCUCACCCUACCCUUGUCGGAGAGAGAGUCUUCAUCGGUGACGACAAAGGCAUACACAUCGUGAAGAGAGUUGAUGGCCGACACCGGCGAGAAAAGGAACCUGCUGUAGGCCGCACCCCCGCCGCCCUGCACCACCAAUGGAUAGGUGGUCGUAGUCAUUUUGGGGUUGCGCGCAUCGCUGGUGUUGAUGCGGAUCUGGGCGAACUCAUAGCUGAAGUCUCUCUCCCCAGUCCCCGUGUUCCAAUCGCUGUUGAUCUGGACACCGACAAUCCUCGAUGAGUCGAUGUCGUAAUGGAUGCCGUGCAGCUCCCCGGAGUAGCCCAGGUCCGUGUUGGUCAGCCGUAGCUGGUGCUGAUACAGGGGCUUCCCCGUCAGUGUCGAUAUGCAGUGCAGCCAAAACUGCCAGUAGGGGCCGUAGUCUGUCGGGCUGUUCGAUCUUGUCUUCUGCGUGGCCACAACCGUGUAGAACAUGUACCGCCACGGGUCAUAUCCCCCAAUGCUGCCCCCCUGGUCCCGAUCAUACUCCCGAAAUCCCGACCAUAUCCCCGCUCCUCCGCCACAUCUGCCCGGCGUGUCAAACUCUUCACAAGGGUUGUUACACAACUCGUCACCGAUCUGCGAGAUGCCCGGGACGAUCCCUUCCGUGUGUGUAAAGCACGCGCAGCCAGUGCCGCGGACCAGCACCAUAAUGUCGCCUGUGCUCCAUGCCGGGUCCUUGAUGUCAUUGUGUGGCUGGUUGGCCUUCUCAAUGCAUCGGCCAGUGCAGUUGACGGGGUCGGGUGCGUCGAGGGUCUCCUCCAUUGCCUCGGCUGCACCGCCGCUGCUCGAGAAGCACCCUACCUAGCCACAGCACACAACACAACACAGGUCAGCAGACACCUCUCUCUGCACUGAUUGGUGAGUAUUGGUACCCACCCAGAGGAAUCUUGAUUUGAGUUUGAAUGCCUGCGGCUCGCCCUGCUCGUCGACCUUGGAGAGAUAGAGGAUAUGCGGGUUGACGAAACUCCCAUCAGCCAGCUCCCGCGGCCUGUGCUGCACCGACUCGAUGGAAAGCCCAUCCACUCCCCGCAGCAGACUGGCGCAUACUAGCAGCACCGCAACAGUGUAUGCAUUCCUCGAACACAUCCCCAUCUGCAUCGGAAGGUGAGAAUACGUCAACACACAGUCAGUCAUCAGUCCUUGUAGAGAUGGCUCAAUGACGGCCCCUCGAGCGAAUCGCACUUACGGCGGCUUGGCGCAUGCUCCACUGUCAGAAAACAGUCAUAUUUGCAUUGCAGACUGAUCCCGAGACGCAGUCU
Vitrella brassicaformis is the source of this 10542-nucleotide messenger RNA. NCBI's taxonomy places the organism in Eukaryota, Vitrellaceae. The record is from the annotation of a GenBank genome assembly.